Papaver somniferum (opium poppy) is the source of this 1740-nucleotide messenger RNA. Its product is annotated as F-box protein At3g07870-like. The record is from RefSeq and is a predicted model, not a curated record. The transcript is spliced from 2 exons. NCBI's taxonomy places the organism in Eukaryota, Viridiplantae, Streptophyta, Magnoliopsida, Ranunculales, Papaveraceae. The coding region runs from base 233 to 1315 and encodes 360 amino acids.
UGCAACUAAAAAAAUUCUUCAUCUUCUCAAGACUCAAAUGCACUCACAGCAGUAUAACAAAAUCAUCAAUCAAUCAAUGGAGAUAUCAUGCUAAACAUAUUUUCUAGGGUUCCAUUUGAGUCUGUUUCUGAAUGCAGAUUGGUUUCCAAGACAUGGAAAUGCUUCAUUUCUCAUCUAAGGUUAAUUCCCCUUCUUCUGUUUCAGAUUCAAAGGUUAGUUUCAUUUCCCUUAUAUGUUCCAAAAUCAGAGAGUGCAACUUAUUCACCUAGAGUAUGAUGAAACUAAUGAUAAUGAACAGCAACUUAGAAUUUCAAAGAUGAAUCAUCCACUCAUCAGCAGAGUACAUUAUAGGUGUAUGAUAUUUGGUGAUGAUGCUCCAUUUUGGAAGAUAAAGUCUCUGAUAAUUGGCUCAUCAAAUGGUUUAAUUUGUUUAUCUAUACCUACAGAUGGUAAAUUUGGGGCUUUUAGUGAUCCUCUCUAUAUCUGUAAUCCUGUUACUAGAGAAUACAUACUGUUACCAAUUUGUAAUGAAAAAUGUCAACAAGGUCGAAAUGUAUUUGGAUUUGGUUACAACGAUAAGACGAAUGAGUAUAAGGUGGUUAGAAUCUAUUAUGAAUCAGAGGAACAUACCGAACCAGGACAAGUUCAGGUAUACACUCUUGGGGCUGGUACUGGCUGGAGAAACAAAGGAGAGAUUGCUUAUGCGUCGCAAACAAAUAAUUCUCAUUCACCGGGUAUGAACGCAGAUGGAGAGGUUUAUUGGUUGCACCAAGGGAUGCCGAGAACUGAGAGAGGGAAAUCCAACACUGGUAGAGUUGUGGCCUUCAGUUUGGCAAAUGAGAUGUUUCGAUUGCUCCCUACGCCGCCUUACUACACUACCCUGCCUUCUUGCCUGAAAAUGGCGGUUUUUGUUUAUUAUCAAAUCCAGGUUCUAGGAGGCUGCUUGUGUUUUAUUCAUAAAAAAGGAUAUGACACUAUCAAUGUAUGGUCAUUUAAGAAGAGAAAUGAUUGUUGUAGUUGUAGUUCAAAUGAAAAGGAAGAGGAUUCCUCCAAUUGGAGUUUGGCAGCCGCCGUGCAUUUGCAACGUGGCGAUCUUGUGGAAUUCUUUGACCUCACAAAGAACGGGGAGAUUUUAUAUUGGGAUGAUAAAAGAACUCCUUUAAGUUAUGACCCGAGAACCGCAAGUAUAAAAGAGCUUCUGAAUGAUGAUACUGCUGGUUUGGAUGUUUUUGAAACGAUUCGUCAUGAGAAUAGCUUUGUUUCAUUGAAAGCAUUAGGAGAAGAGAAUGUUGACAUGUUUGAUCGAAUCAACUGAUUGACUACUGGAGUAGUGGAAGCGUUGCAAUGGGCUUCGGUAUACAAAGACAGAGGCAAACACAUUUUGGAGCAAAAACAGUCAUCCAGCCGUAGAUUUGAUACUCGUAGGUAUUAUUUCUGUACAUGGUUUAAUAUGCAUCAUCAUGUGGGGCUAAUUUAUUGCAAAUUUAAUUGCUAUGACAAGAUCCAUUUUUAUGGCGCCCUGGUGGUCUCGUGGAGGUCUUUUAAGCAAGUUUUUGUUUCAUGGUUUAAUCUUACAUGUGGAAUGUGGAGGUUGUGUGUGAUCUUAUGUUUCUAUUGUCAAGUGAAUGGCUGAUUUUCUCACCGCAACAAGGCGAUAGUUACUGUCUUAGAUGUGAAUUCUUCGCCUCAAGCAAGAAAGUCUUUUUCUAACUUCAUUUUCGUCAGCUUUUCUCCUUUUUU